This is a messenger RNA of Cornus florida, 666 nucleotides long. RefSeq names its product protein PYRICULARIA ORYZAE RESISTANCE 21-like. The record is from RefSeq and is a predicted model, not a curated record. Gene Ontology annotation, molecular function: metal ion binding. The coding region runs from base 145 to 579 and encodes 144 amino acids. Lineage: Eukaryota; Viridiplantae; Streptophyta; Magnoliopsida; Cornales; Cornaceae. The transcript is spliced from 3 exons.
UUGACAUAUCUCCUUCAUAAGAAGAACACGUCUGUGUGUGUCUCUCUCUCUCUCUCACACACACACAUGCACACACAGUUCAUCAUCAAUACACCAGUAUUCUCCAACAGCUCGAUCAUUUUCUGAGCAAUCAAAGUCACAACCAUGACUGUAAAGGUUACAACAAUGAUACUAUAUGUCGAUCUUCAGUGCUCUUGCAGCUACAAGAAGAUCAAGAAAAUACUAUGUAAAUUUUCUGAAAUUCGAAACCAGGUGUAUGAUGAAAAGAAAAAUACGGUGACGAUCACCGUAAUAUGCUGCAACCCAGAGAAAAUUCGUGACAAGUUGUGCUGCAAGGGAGGGAAAUUAAUCAUCAGUAUUGAGAUCAAACCGCCAACGCCACCGCCAAUGCCACCGCCACCGCCACCGCCACCGCCACCGCCACCGCCUGUGAAUAUAUAUAUCCCGAUCCCGGUGUGUUGUGGGCCAUGUUCUGAAGGCAUUUCUGGGGGGCCAUGCUAUUGCUACGGAAGACCAUGUUACAUGACUGUUUGUGAUUGCUACACAGUAGGUAAUCCAUCAGUAUGCACCAUCAUGUGAGUCAUGUGACCAUGGUGCACUGGGUGGUCAUUGUUGUUAGGGUCCUGAUCAUGCUCAUUAAAUGUCCAAAUUUUUUUUUGGUGAGAA